This is a messenger RNA of Laetiporus sulphureus 93-53, 1125 nucleotides long. RefSeq lists its product as uncharacterized. The transcript is spliced from 8 exons. NCBI's taxonomy places the organism in Eukaryota, Fungi, Basidiomycota, Agaricomycetes, Polyporales, Laetiporaceae. Bases 1 to 1011 code for a protein of 336 amino acids. The record is from RefSeq and is a predicted model, not a curated record.
AUGAUACAAGAGCCACUUGUUUCUGUAAACUUGGCCACAGUGUCUAUGGAAGCUUUCUUCUAUGGUAUCUUCUUCGUUCUAUCGACCACUUCAAUAUAUCUUCUUGUCCUCAAGCAACGAGCAUCCAUCGGCCCUCUCCGAGCAACUCCUCCGCCGUUGCACCGCAAUCCGAUGUUCAUUGGCGCAAUUGCGCUGUCUACCACCAUCACAGCUCACUGGAUACUGACUGUCACCCGGUCUUUUGAUGCCUUCGUAUAUCAUGAAGGAGGGUCAAAUCCAAUUGGGUUCUUCGGCAAUCUCAAGCAGACGACCGAAGUCGUCAAGACCGGGUUCAUAAUGGCCACACUGGUUAUCGGUGACUCGAUGGUCAUUUAUCGUCUUUGGAUUAUUUGGAACUAUCGCUCAGCCGUUAUCAUCUUUCCGUUGUGCACCUUAGUCGGUUUGACUGUAUGUGGGGUUGGGAUCACGUAUCAAUUUAGCCAGUAUGAUCCAGGCGAAGAUGUCUUUCUAUCUGCGGCCGGCCGCUGGAUCACCAGCGAUUGCGUGUUCACGCUCUGCACAAAUGUUUAUAGUUCAUUUAUGAUCACCUUGCGUGUCUGGCGUUCAUACGUUUCGAUAAGAAACUAUGCUGGCGCAAAUUUACUGGGAGUCCUUGCAACGAUCAUCGAAAGUGCUGCUUUGUACACCUCAUGGACCAUCUUCUUUUUCGUCACCUAUCAAACUGGCUCCAACCUACAGUUUACAGCGGUCGACACCUUCGCCGUCAUCAGCGGCAUCUCUUUUAUGUUGAUCAAUGUCCGAGUCGGACUGGGUUGGGCGCAUUUAGCCUCGCAAGGCUCCGUCCAAAGUCAUUCAGGGGCAGGACAUAAUCAGCAGCGCUCUGUGGAGUCCCAACCGUAUCCGAUGAAGCCCCUCGCGGUCAACAUCAGUACAGUGGUACAUCAGGAGGACGAGUACACGGUGGGUAAUGGGAAAUGCUCGAGUGCAGGCAUAUCCCUGGAGGCUGUCUAGAUUCUGACCUAAAUAUGCCGCUUGCUCUGUUACCUCACCAUUCUUUAUGCCUACAUGCCCCAUACUCUCGAGCUACUCCCUUCAUCAUCAUGUAUGUAUCGAUAUUCAGAUAAU